AUGUACAAUUGGCUGGUCUCUUUCUUGGGACGCCAGCCUAGUACCGAGCCAUACUGCCGGGACCAUAGCGGUGGCGGACAAUUCAGGAGGCGUCCUCGGAUGCCAGCUGUGGAGCCCGCGGUGAUGCCGGUUCACCGUAUUUCGGACACCGCGAGAGAGACCUGUCCAGUGUUACAAGCCCAGAAACCUGUUUUGAAGUUUUCUGCGGCUUCAAACAAAGGCGGUCUCAGUAAAGGACCUUCUAUGAGCUAUCCAGGAUCCCUGGGACUAACUCCUCACAAGCGUCCCACUUGUACUUCACAGCCAAGUGGGACAAAGCUAGUUGAGGAGUUCCCUCCAGGAGGUCCGUUGGAUGCUCGAGAAGGUCCUUUGUUGUCUCGCGGUUUGUCCACCCACCAAAGGUUUGCCCAGCCGAGUGGUCGAAGGCCAGGCCCGGGCAGGAUUCAGUCUGCGAAAAUCUCGCAGACUGUUACUGUGACAUAUGAGGAGGUGGAUGCGAGCUUUAGGCAGAGAUCUAAUGCUCCACCAGUACGCCCCCUCAUAUGUCCGGUACCUGCCCGGGUUACCAGACGACCCAUGGCCGCUCGUCCGCCCGUCCGGUCCUCAGAGGACAUCUGUUUAGCUCAGCCUGAGAUUGUGGCCGCGGGUGCGACCGGCAGAGGGCCGGCAGAGGGCCAGCAGAGUGCAGGUCGCGCACGCUCCUCUGGCGGUCCUGGCCCUCAGCCGGUCGUGCCGUCGGCCGGCCCUCAGCGGGUGCUGCCGUCGGCCGGUCCUUUGCCGGUCCUGCCGACGGCCGCUCCGUUGACGGUCCUUCCGACGGCCACUGCGACCCGCGGCCGAUCUUGUGAAGGCCCCACUUGUGCCCGGGGUACCAGACGACCCAUGGCCGCUCGUCCGCCCGUCCGGUCCUCAGAGGACAUCUGUUUAGCUCAGCCUGAGAUUGUGGCCGCGGGUGCGACUGGCAGAGGGCCAGCAGAGGGCCGGCAGAGGGCAGGUCGCGCACGCUCCUUUGGGGGUCGCGCCCGCUCCUCUGGGGGCCGCGCCCGCUCCUGUGGGGGUCGCGCCCACUCCCCUGGCGGUCCUGGCCCUCAGCCGGUCGUGCAGUCGGCCGGCCCUCUGCGGGUUCUGCCGUCAGGGGGUCCUUUGCCGGUCCUGCCGACGGCCGCUCCGUUGACGGUCCUGCCGACGGCCCUGCCGACGGCCACUGCGACCCGCGGCCGAUCUUGUGAAGGCCCCACUAGUGCCCGGCUCAGCCUGAGAUUGUGGCCGCGGGUGCGACUGGCAGAGGGCCAGCAGAGGGCCGGCAGAGGGCAGGUCGCGCACGCUCCUCUGGGGGUCGCGCCCGCUCCUCUGGGGGCCGCGCCCGCUCCUGUGGGGGUCGCGCCCACUCCUCUGGCGGUCCUGGCCCUCAGCCGGUCGUGCAGUCGGCCGGCCCUCAGCGGGUUCUGCCGUCAGGGGGUCCGAUCCUGUGAAGGUCCCACCCGUGCCCGGGUUACCAGACGACCCAUGGCCGCUCGUCCGCCGGUCCGGUCCUCAGAGGACAUCUGUUUAGCUCAGCUUGAGAUUGUGGCCGCGGGUGCGACCGGCAGAGGGCCGGCAGAGGGCCAGCAGGGGGCAGGUCGUGCACGCUCCUCUGGGGGCCGCACCCGCUCCUCUGGGGGCCGCGCCCGCUCCUGUGGGGGUCGCGCCCGCUCCUCUGGCGGUCCUGGCCCUCAGCCGGUCGUGCAGUCGGCCGGCCCUCAGCGGGUUCUGCCGUCGGCCGGUCCUUUGCCGGUCCUGCCGACGUCCGCUCCGUUGCUGGGCCUGCCGACGGCCACUGCGACCCGCGGCCGAUCCUGUGAAGGUCCCACCCGUGCCCGGGUUACCAGACGACCCAUGGCCGCUCGUCCGCCCGUCCGGUCCUCAGAGGACAUCUGUUUAGCUCAGCUUGAGAUUGUGGCCGCGGGUGCGACCGGCAGAGGGCCGGCAGAGGGCCAGCAGAGGGCAGGUCCCGCACGGUCCUCUGUGGGCCGCACCGGCACCUCUGGGGGCCGCGCCCGCUCCUGUGGGGGUCGCGCCCGCUCCUGUGGGGGUCGCGCCCGCUCCUCUGGCGGUCCUGGCCCUCAGCCGGUUAUCUGUAAGUUAUUUAAAAAUGUAUUUACAUUUCAAACAGUUUUUCUUAUAUGCACAAAUGUUCCCAAAAUCAUAAUUUUUAGUGUUACUGCCAUUAUUUUUAUUCUUGCUUUUAUUCUUGCUCCUCAGCAAGUCCCGCCAUGGGCUGCUCCGGCCACUUCCGGCUUUACUUCAGUAGCUCAGUAA
Messenger RNA from Misgurnus anguillicaudatus (oriental weatherfish), 2298 nucleotides. The record is from RefSeq and is a predicted model, not a curated record. NCBI's taxonomy places the organism in Eukaryota, Metazoa, Chordata, Actinopteri, Cypriniformes, Cobitidae.